GGACCUGGGUUUCUGAUGAGUAUUGCAUACCUGGAUCCAGGAAACAUUGAAUCUGACCUCCAGUCUGGAGCUGUGGCAGGAUUUAAGAUCCUCUGGGUCUUGCUAUUGGCCACCAUACUUGGCCUCGUGUUGCAGAGGCUGUCAGCCAGAUUAGGAGUAGUAAGUGGCAUGCAGCUCGCUGAGGUCUGUCGCAGGCAGUAUCCCAAGGUCCCUCGAAUUGCUCUGUGGCUAAUGGUGGAACUAGCAAUCAUUGGCUCAGACAUGCAGGAAGUGAUUGGAUCAGCUAUAGCUAUUAACCUGCUGUCUGUUGGAAGGAUUCCCCUGUGGGGCGGAGUAUUAAUAACUAUUGUAGAUACAUUUUUCUUCCUCUUCUUGGAUAAGUAUGGUUUAAGAAAACUGGAAGCUCUGUUUGCAUUCUUUAUUGCAGUUAUGGCUAUCACGUUUGGAUAUGAGUAUGUGACUGUAAAACCAGACCAGCUACAGCUGCUGAGGGGGAUGUUUGUGCCUACUUGUGAAGGCUGUGGAAGCAAGCAGCUGCAGCAGGCAGUUGGCACUGUUGGAGCAGUAAUCAUGCCCCACAAUAUCUAUCUGUAUUCUGCCUUGGUCAAGUCCAGGGAAGUGAACCGAGCCAAUAAGAAUGAAGUGACGCAGGCAAAUCGCUACUUCUUCAUCGAAGCCUGCCUGGCUUUGUUUUUGUCGUUUCUCAUCAACGUCUUUGUGGUCUCAGUGUUUGCAGAAGCUUUUUAUAAUCGCACCAACGCACAAGUGCACCAAGUGUGUGCAAACAGUAGUAGUCCACAUUCUGAUCUCUUCCCAAUCAAUAACAACACUCUCAGUGUUGAUAUCUAUAAAGGGGGCGUUGUGUUGGGCUGUUACUUUGGUGCUGCCGCUCUCUACAUCUGGGCCAUUGGCAUCCUGGCAGCAGGUCAGAGUUCAACCAUGUCAGGGACGUAUACCGGACAGUUUGUCAUGGAGGGCUUCUUGAACCUCAAGUGGUCGCGGUUUGCCCGUGUGGUCUUCACGCGGACAAUCGCCAUCACUCCCACCUUGCUGGUCGCUGUUUUUCAGAGUGUGGACACAUUGACAGGAAUGAAUGACUUGCUGAAUGUUCUGAUGAGCUUGCAGCUGCCAUUUGCACUGAUCCCGAUAUUGACGUUUACAAGUAUGAGCUCAGUAAUGCACGAUUUCGUCAAUGGCCUAGUGUGGAAGAUUAUUGGUGGAAUUAUCAUUCUGAUCAUCUGCUGCAUUAACAUAUAUUUUGUGGUCGAUUACAUUUGGGGUCUGCAGCUGAUGGUGUUUUAUAUUGUGGCAGCAAUCGUGGCAGUCGCCUAUCUGUGCUUCAUAUCUUACUUGCUGUGGUUUUGCUUGGUAGUGAUGGGCGUCCAGUUCUUGCGAUGUGGACGCGCAGCCAACGCUGACAGGACAAUGAUUCCAGACGAUCAAACCGAGACAUUCCGUCAAUUGGGAGCGGCGUGUUCAGACGAGAGCACCUUCCAUUGAGGAUUGUAUCUGGGACUC
Molecule: messenger RNA, 1518 nt
Organism: Carcharodon carcharias (great white shark)
Lineage: Eukaryota; Metazoa; Chordata; Chondrichthyes; Lamniformes; Lamnidae
Product: natural resistance-associated macrophage protein 2-like
Exons: 13
Coding region: 16-1500 (494 amino acids)
Biological process (GO): metal ion transport
Cellular component (GO): plasma membrane
Molecular function (GO): manganese ion transmembrane transporter activity; iron ion transmembrane transporter activity; cadmium ion transmembrane transporter activity
Source: RefSeq, a predicted model, not a curated record